AUGGUCAGAGUGAAUGUACUUGCUGAUGCGUUGAAAUCAAUCACCAAUGCUGAGAGAGCUGGCAAACGCCAAGUUCUCAUCAGACCGUCAUCAAAGGUCAUUUGUGAGUUUUUGAAUAUCAUGAUGAAACACCAGUACAUCACUGAUUACACUAUCGUCGACGACCACAGAUCGGGAAAGAUCGUUGUCAACUUGAACGGAAGACUUAACAAAUGCGCUGUCAUCUCCCCAAGAUACAACGUUGCUGUUGAAGAGUUCGACAGCUGGGAAGCCAACUUGUUGCCAUCCCGUCACUUUGGUGCUAUUGUUUACACAACAUCUAUGGGUAUCAUGGAUAACACUGAAGCCAGAGCCAAACAUACUGGUGGAAAAAUCCUUGGAUUCUUCUAUUAA
Molecule: messenger RNA, 393 nt
Organism: Entamoeba invadens IP1
Lineage: Eukaryota; Evosea; Mastigamoebida; Endamoebidae
Product: 40S ribosomal protein S15A, putative
Exons: 1
Coding region: 1-393 (130 amino acids)
Biological process (GO): translation
Cellular component (GO): cytosolic small ribosomal subunit; ribosome
Molecular function (GO): structural constituent of ribosome
Source: RefSeq, a predicted model, not a curated record